AUGGAUAUCGAUAAGUUGGCCAAGUCACUAUUCAAUGGAGAAGAUCAACCAUUGAAUGAUAAUAUUAAGAACUUGAAGGUUAAAUCAAUUCAAGAAUCAUUGAUAUCAUCAAGUUCUCAAUUUGCUAAGUUUGUUGAAUAUCUGAGGUCAACUGAUGGAUUGAUAAAUAAUGAGUUUAGGUCGAAAAUUUGGCCUAUACUUUUAGGAAUUAAUGAUGAGAAUGGUGGUGAAGUUUCUCAUGAGUUACUACUGUCUAAUACAACUUUGAAUACAAUCUCAGCUUCUUUCUUCCUCGAAGAUUUAAAUACUAAUGAUUUACUACCUCAUAAGGAUGAAGAUCAAGUAAAAUUAGAUAUUCAAAGAUCUUUCACUAUUUUAAAUCAUAUACAAUCCCUACAAUCUCAAUUACAAAAUGAAUCAUAUACGACGAUUUUCUCUCCAUCAGAUAUGAAUGAUCUUAAGAAGAAAUUACUGAAUUUGAUAAUUAAAAUAUUAAGAAAAUAUCCUACUUUACAUUAUUAUCAAGGAUUUCAUGAUAUUGCCAGUAUAGUAUUAUUAAUUUGUCAUACUCAUAAUGAAGAUGACCCUCAAAAUGAUUAUUAUAUAAAUGAAGAGUUAGCAUUUAAAUUAUUAGAAAGAUUAACAGUAUUUCAUUUACGUGAUUUUAUGAUUAAUGAUAUGAAUCUCACUAUAAAUCAUUUAAAAUUAAUUCCUACAUUAUUAGAAGUGGUUGACCCUCAACUCUUUGAAUUAAUUAAACAAACAAGUAAUCAAUACAUUCAAACAGGUGGUAUACUGUAUGAUUAUAGCUUUUAUCAAAGUAUUUCUUGUAUUCUAACUAUGUUUAGUCAUGAUAUUUCCAAUAUUCAACAUAUCUUGAUAAUAUGGGACUUUGUUUUUAGUUAUAAUUCCAUCUUAAUUAAUCCCUAUAUCUAUGCAGCUGCUUUAAUUCAUUUUAAAGAUGAUAUAUUCUUAAAAUUGAAUGUAAUUAUUGAGGAUGAUGAUACAGAUUUUUCAAAUGUCGAUUCAGAUAUCGUCCAUACUUUAACAUCACCUAAUUCAUUAUUUGAUGGUUUAACUGAUGAAGAUCUUAUUAAGAUUCUUAAUAAGGCCAAAUCGUUACUUGAAGCUUAUUCUAUUGAUGAAGUAAAGAAUUCAGCCUCGAAUUUCGAUAUAUGGUUUAAACAUUUUAAUCCUAAUUCAGUCUUAUUGACAUCUUCAAGUAUUAAAUUUGAUAAUUCCUAUAAACGUGAACAUUUUGAUCAAUGGUUAAUUGGUAGUAAUUCAUUCAGUGAACUUAUUCAACUACAAGAAGAUGAAAUUGCUAAACAAACCGUUCAUGAUUUAGAAGUUAGUCGUCGUAUAGUUGAACAACAAGAAGAAUUAUCGAAUUCCCUUAUUUCAGAAACAGAUUUCGAUUCGAAUUCUCAUCUGUUAUCAUCAUCAUUAAGCUUGACAUCAACAUCUUCAUCUACUAUUAAUACUAAAAUCACUUCAUCAGCAUUGUUUAAGAAAUUAUUUAAACUUGAUCAUUCAACAAGACCUACUAGACCCACUACCCCAUUAUCAGAUAAGGAUGAAAAUAAGAAAUUAAUUAAUAGAAAUAAGGAUACUCAUCUUAUCUUCAAUAAUAUUUAUAAGAUUAGUUUCACUAUAGGAUUUAUUGGAUUUCUAAUUCAUUUUCUCCUUAUUAAAAAUAAUCCUACCAUAUAUAACAAUGGAUUAUAUAAGAUGUUUAGUAGUAGUGUUUCAUCACCAAUGAAAAAAAUUGGUGAAUCAAUCAUUAAGAAUGAACCUAUUCAUACUAUUACAUCUGAAAUCUCUAAUAUGAGUGCUGAUAUAAUCAGUGAUGUUGGAAUUGCCUUUUAUGAUGUAUGCACAUUUGUUAAAAACUCUGAAUUCGUUAGUCAUGGUAUAAGUUUAAGCCAAGUAGGUUUAGGAGGUAUAAGAAACACUCUAUUUGGAGCUGUUUCAUGA
Molecule: messenger RNA, 1977 nt
Organism: Scheffersomyces amazonensis
Lineage: Eukaryota; Fungi; Ascomycota; Pichiomycetes; Serinales; Debaryomycetaceae
Gene: GYP8
Product: Gyp8p
Exons: 2
Coding region: 1-1977 (658 amino acids)
Biological process (GO): endoplasmic reticulum to Golgi vesicle-mediated transport; positive regulation of GTPase activity
Cellular component (GO): endoplasmic reticulum membrane
Molecular function (GO): GTPase activator activity
Source: RefSeq, a predicted model, not a curated record